GGCUCUGCAUCAAAUGCAGAAUUUUUUCGCGACGAGGGAAUCACCAAGCCUUCAAUUGAACCAGACUUGCAGGAGUUCAGACGGUCUUUCACUGGCCUCUACCAAGCCUUCUAAGCGGAUCAAUUCUCGUCUUGCUUAGUUGUACUCAGAUUUGAGUUUCUGCCUUUCUGCGAUAGGGAUGUUUUUGUCAUGUGCUCUAGGUGCCUAUGCCGCGUUGGCUUUCUCAACAAGCUCCUUUUGCUUAGAGAGUUGCGCUCUAUAUGAUCGCUGUUGUUGUUCAUCCAUCUCCUUAGGCAAAUGCCAAAGUGUUAGCGAGAAUGCCUCGCGGUGCUCGUCGAGGGCUAAAGCUUGGAAUGCAUGCUUGAUAUCUAGAUUUUACCCGUGCUUGUUAGGACCCCAUCCAAGUUUCACCCCUAGCAUCUCCGGAAAUCCUAGUGCGCCAACAGUAUCGAAUACCCCGACGACCUCAACAAUCUUGGAUCCAGCGGAUGUCCCCUAGUGUCUAUGAGGAUGAGUCUCUCAUCUGAAGUUGUAGUUCUUGUAACUCCAAUCGUCUAAUUGGUCUUCAUUAGCAGCAGAAACGCCAUCCAGAAAGUCAAAGUAAGCAUCAGUUCCCAGGAAC
This is a messenger RNA of Aureobasidium subglaciale EXF-2481, 622 nucleotides long. RefSeq lists its product as uncharacterized. The transcript is spliced from 3 exons. Bases 179 to 499 code for a protein of 106 amino acids. The record is from RefSeq and is a predicted model, not a curated record. Lineage: Eukaryota; Fungi; Ascomycota; Dothideomycetes; Dothideales; Saccotheciaceae.